AUGCCGGAUGACGCCGGGACGGGGGAUGAGGGCCCCUUGUCCUCGACGUCCAAGUUUUUUCGAAACCAUGCGCCGUUCACAGCCCGCAUCAAGAAAAUGAUGCAGUCGGACGAGGACGUGGGCAAGGUGGCCAAGGCCAGCCCCAUCCUCAUCUCCAAGGCCCUGGACGAUUUCCUGAGCAAGUUGCUGGAGGGGUCCAUUGCCGUAGCACAGCAGCACAAUGCCAAGAUCCUCAAUAGCUCCCACAUCAAGGCCCACGUCCAGUCGGAUCCCUUGCUGGACUUUUGCCGAGAGGCCGUGGCCGAGGUCCCAGACCUCCCGCCCGUCACCGACGAGGUGGAGGCAGCGACGCCGCGCGCCAAGAAGCGAGCAAAGCCUGCAGCGAAGGAGGAGGGCCGCACCGCCGGCCCGGCAAAGCCUCGCGCCCCACGACAGAAGAAGCCUGCAUCAGGCGCGGGGCAGGCCGCCGUCCUGGCCGGCGAGGCUGGUGCCCCGGGCACCACUGGAGGAGGGGAUGAGGCGCCCGGGCUGCAACAGGCAGCCGCCACUGGGCCGGAGCAGGAGGCUGCAUCCCUGCCAGCUCACGACGGCGGGGAUACAGUGGAGCAGGCCCCUUUGGUCGUAGGAGAGGGUACGGAGCGAGGGAGCUCCCACCCGGCGCAAGGGACAGGGGCUGAUCGGGGGCCAGCCUCUGCGGCUGCAGAGUCCCUGGCGGGGCCCGCUGGGACGGCCCUGCAGGACCCCGAGCCAACGGAGGAUGACUACGACGAGGACGACUACGACGAGGAGUGA
Auxenochlorella protothecoides is the source of this 792-nucleotide messenger RNA. RefSeq names its product DNA polymerase epsilon subunit C. Gene Ontology annotation, molecular function: protein heterodimerization activity. Gene Ontology annotation, cellular component: nucleus. NCBI's taxonomy places the organism in Eukaryota, Viridiplantae, Chlorophyta, Trebouxiophyceae, Chlorellales, Chlorellaceae. The transcript has 4 exons. Gene Ontology annotation, biological process: regulation of DNA-templated transcription. The coding region runs from base 1 to 792 and encodes 263 amino acids. The record is from RefSeq and is a predicted model, not a curated record.